AUGAUUAAACCAGCAACUGUUCCAAACUACCUGAAGGCAGUAAGUCAGGUGGUUAGCAAUCAAUUGUCAACCAACACCCAGGCCGCCGUGAUCGCCAAAAAACCAGUAUGUAAAAUUCCUCACUUGGGCUCCUCUGCGAUUGCCCUAAGCAAAACCCUUCCCAAUGGAAACAUGUCAGUAACUACUGGACCCACUGUAAGUACCCAAAUCAGGUGGGCACACACUGACAUCAAUGUCCCCGAUUGGUCCAACUAUCGUAGAGACACUGUAAAGUCUCCAACUGCUAAAUCCAGCGAUACCGAGGAAAGCAGAAAGAAUUUCACUUAUUUGAUGGCUGGAGGGUUGUCCGUUGGAGGAGCCUAUGGUGCUAAAUCAGUUGUAACCCAGUUUAUUAGCACAAUGAGUGCUUCUGCUGAUGUAUUGGCUUUGGCUAAGAUUGAAAUUAAGUUGUCAUCUAUUCCUGAAGGCAAAUCUGUUACUUUUAAAUGGAGAGGUAAACCCUUGUUCAUUAGACACAGAACUGCCAGUGAGAUCGCAGCCGAACAAGCCGUUGCUGUCGCCAGUCUCCGCGACCCCCAACACGAUAACGAAAGAGUCCAGAACCCUGAAUGGUUGGUAGUACUAGGUGUGUGCACCCACUUGGGUUGUGUACCAAUCGCCAACGCUGGCGACUUUGGUGGUUACUAUUGCCCAUGCCACGGUUCCCACUACGACGCCUCCGGACGUAUCCGCAAGGGACCCGCCCCACUUAACUUAGAGGUGCCAGCCUACGUCUUCCCCGAGGAAGAUCUACUAAUUGUUGGUUAG
This is a messenger RNA of Brassicogethes aeneus, 807 nucleotides long. Lineage: Eukaryota; Metazoa; Arthropoda; Insecta; Coleoptera; Nitidulidae. The record is from the annotation of a GenBank genome assembly.